Molecule: messenger RNA, 1172 nt
Organism: Polyodon spathula (Mississippi paddlefish)
Lineage: Eukaryota; Metazoa; Chordata; Actinopteri; Acipenseriformes; Polyodontidae
Product: bifunctional UDP-N-acetylglucosamine 2-epimerase/N-acetylmannosamine kinase-like
Exons: 6
Coding region: 1-996 (331 amino acids)
Molecular function (GO): UDP-N-acetylglucosamine 2-epimerase activity; N-acylmannosamine kinase activity
Source: RefSeq, a predicted model, not a curated record
AUGUUCGGGAUCAAGGCCGAUCCAAACAACUUCGACCUGGAGGUUGUAGUUUUGGGUUCCCAUCUGAUUGAUGAUUAUGGCCUGCUGUACUUCCUUUUAUCAUUACAGGGGGAGAUAGUGAAGAAAUACAGCCAGUCCAACCCGAAAACAUAUGAAGAAAGGAUUGAUCUGAUUCUGAAGAUGUGUGUAGAGGCUGCUACUGAAGCAGUGCAAUUUAACUGCAGGAUUCUUGGAGUUGAUAUCUCCACUGGAGGCCGUGUGAACCCACACGAGGGAGUGUUACUCCACUCUACAAAGCUGAUUCAGGAGUGGAACUUUAUUGAUCUGAGGACCCCUAUUUCAGACGCCCUCCACCUGCCUGUGUGGGUGGACAAUGAUGGCAACUGUGCUGCCUUGGCAGAAAAGAAGUUUGGACAAGGGAAAGGAGUGGAAAACUUUGUAACUGUUAUUACUGACACAGGCAUCGGAGGAGGAAUCAUCCACCACAAUGAGCUGGUUCAUGGCAGCACUUUCUGCGCAGCUGAGCUGGGUCACAUCAUGGUUUCCCUGGAUGGACCCGAGUGUUUGUGUGGGAGCAGAGGCUGCAUUGAGGCUUAUGCGUCAGGGAUGGCUCUGCAGAGAGAAGCCAAGAAGCUGCAUGAUGAGGAUAUGCUUCUGGUUGAAGGAAUGCCGGUGAACAAUGAAGAACCUGUUAGUUCUGUUCAUCUCAUUCAGGCAGCCAAGCUGGGCAAUUCAAAAGCAGAUAACACCUUAACAACAGCUGGUGUAGCUCUGGCUGUAGGAAUUGUGAACAUCCUACACACUGUCAACCUGUCCUUGGUGAUCCUAUCAGGCGUGUUAGCCACCCACUACGAGAACACUGUCAAGCAUGUGGUCAGCCAAAGAGCUCUGACGUCCGCCCAGGGAGCCAAUGUAGUCACUUCAGAACUGGAGGAGCCCGCUCUCCUAGGGGCUGCCAGCAUGGUGCUCGACUACACAGCACGAAGGAUAUAUUAGACACAGUGCUAAAACCUACACAAACCAGAAGCAAACUUUGCAUUUCCAUUGCAGUUCAAAAAAUAUUUUAUGUCUAUACUAUGUACACACAGCUGUCUGCCUUUAUUGAGAAAAGGCAUUUUUGUUUAGUAAAAACUUAAGUCAUAUCGGACUAUAGUUCUGUAUCUUAUUUGUUU